Pseudozyma flocculosa PF-1 is the source of this 1716-nucleotide messenger RNA. RefSeq lists its product as uncharacterized. The transcript has 2 exons. The record is from RefSeq and is a predicted model, not a curated record. The coding region runs from base 1 to 1716 and encodes 571 amino acids. Lineage: Eukaryota; Fungi; Basidiomycota; Ustilaginomycetes; Ustilaginales; Ustilaginaceae.
AUGCCGUUCCUGUCCCUCCCCGAGGACCCCGCCAUGCUGCGCUUUGCAGACGGCGAGGUGACCUUCCACUACCUCCUCUCGACGCCCAGCUGCCAGACGUUCGUCCACGCCGCCGCCAACGCUGCCCACUUUGAGUCGGCCCCCACUGGCAGCACCGCGUCGCGCCACCGCAAGCGCCUCUCGGUCGGCAGCCGCAGCAGCAAGGCCCGCAGCCGCGCCGCCUCGCUCGUCCAGUCCGAUGGCGGCGCGGCGUCGUGCCACAAGGAGCUCGAGCUCGAUCCAAACUACCCCAUCGUCUUCUUCCUGCCUUCAGAGAGCUUCAGCUGCGCGCAUCUCUUCGCUGACCAGCUGGCCGACCCGGAACUGGCGCGCCGCUUCAACCUGGUCGCCAUCGACCCGCGCGGUCACGGACUGACCAAAGAUAUCCCGAUCCGCCCCGACGCGCAGCGUGGCUACGACCUCGACGUCAAGGCCGCCGACAUUGCCACCUUUAUCCAGCGCCUCUGCAACCGCGCCGUGCCCGGCCGCGACCUCGACGCGCCGCCCGCCUGGAGCAAGGAGGUGCACCUGCUCGGCUGCAGCAUGAGCGGCCUGGUGGCGCUGCGCAUCGCCUCCAAGUGCCCGGACCUGGUCACCAGCGUCAUGUUCACCUCGCCCAUCCUCGAGCUCGAGAGCGAGUUCAUGAUCGAGUCGUUCCAGGGCAUCAAGGAGCUCAUCGAGGAGACGUGGUACGAGGUCCACCACGGCGAGCUGGCGGGCACGCCCGCCGAGGCCGUCAAGAUGCCGGGCGAGGUGGUGCAGGGCUGCACCUACCGCUGGGCGGGCGACGAGUCUAUCCCGCACCACAUCAGCUCGUACCUCAACAAGACGUGGGUCGAGAGGCUGAUCCUGCACAAGGACGGCAACAAGGCCGCGCGCGACUGGUGGUUCGACCUCUACUGGCUGCGCUCGCGCAUGCCCGACGAGGCGCGCAACGCCAUCAGGUGCCACCUCUUUGUCGUCGAGGGCGACAGCAGCCCGCUCUACGACCGCACCGUCGGAGGCGACUACAAGGCCCUCUUCCCCAACUGCAAGUCGUUUGAGCACGCCACGAUCGAGGACGCGCCCUUCCUGCUGAGCGUCACCCGCCCCGACGCCCUGACCGGCGCGGCUCUCCGCUUCCUCAACCGUUUCGGCGACGCUGCCGCCACCGCCCCCGUCACCGCCACCGCCACCGCCACCGCGCCGUCGUCGGCCAGCCUCACGGUCGCGGAACACGAGCAGGGCCCCACGGUCGACGAGGCCGUCGACGCCCUCACGGGCGAUGAGCGCUUCCAGCUGAUCAAGGUCUACGCGCCCAACUGCCUGCCCUCGUCGGACGACGACUUUGAGAGCGACGACGACGACGACGAGGAGGACGAGGGCGACGAUGACGAGUACGAGGAGCAGAUCGAGGACGACUACCUGUCGGCCUCGGGCGACGCCGGCCUGAGCUCCACCAGCACGACGACGACGACAAAGGCAGCCAUGUACCGCCGCGACUCGUCGGCGUCGUACCAGACCGACGUGCCCACGGUCGUGGUCGACAAGGACGUCGACGGCGGCGCCUACUCGUCCAUCACCAUGGUCACCACGGUCGAGACUUUUAUGUCGGCCGAGGCGGCCGACCGCCAGAGGCAGCAGGAACGCGCCAAGCACCUCCCCGACCUCGUCCAGAGCCUCGAGAUUGGCGUCUAG